Molecule: messenger RNA, 2505 nt
Organism: Gryllus bimaculatus (two-spotted cricket)
Lineage: Eukaryota; Metazoa; Arthropoda; Insecta; Orthoptera; Gryllidae
Source: the annotation of a GenBank genome assembly
AUGCCAGCUCCCACAGGCCGCGCUUCCGGCCGUAAAAACCGCGUCCUGCCGUCCGCCCGGACGCACUGCCACCGCCGCCGCCACCGCCGCCGCCACCGCCGCCGGCACCGCCACCGCCGCCGCCGCGCCGUCCCCACAAGGACGUCUCCUUCACCGACGCGGUGUCGUCGGACCGCGGCGCCCGAUAACUCAAGAGGCCGUCGCGACGCGGCGCCUCGGGCGCAAAGACCGGCCAAUGCCGUUUCCCAACAUCGGCCACUAUGCACUUCCUCUCAUAUGCAGAAAGCCUCGCCCGCCUUGUCUUCCAGCAAUCGCUUUCCGCAUUUAAAACGAUGUCGCUCCGCCCCACCCCACUGGGCUUCGCGCGGCCACGCGCAGCGACUCCGCCUGCGCGCCUCCCCCGCUGCGCCGCGCGGCCGCCGCCCUAUUUCAGACGGCGCUGCGCCGCGGGAGGCUCCGCCCCUCGCCCGCCUCGCCACCGGCCUCGCCCUGCCACUCGCCUCGCCCUCGCCCUAUCCCUCGCCUACCCUCGCCCGUCCUCGCCCCGUCUCGCCCGUCUCGCCCGUCUCGCCCGUCUCGCCCCGUUCGCCCCGUCUCGCCCGUCUCAGGUAUCCACGUUGCAAGAGCUUUGUUCAACACAUCCAAGACGAGCAUGAAAGUUUUCAUUUCGAAGCGAGCGACAAGGACAUAAUGGCUCAUUCUUCAUGGUUUAACUUCAACGAUGGGUGGCAGUCAAAAUUACUGUUCGUUAAAUGCGAUUGGCACGACGACAAUUGGCACGAGCUCUCUCUGUCAAAUCUUCAGCCACACGCUGGACUGUCCAAAGGCGUCAGAAAACUUUCCCCUUUACCUAAACCAAUUCCGGAUGUGGAUACCAGGUACAAAUAUUUGGCAUUUUUAGCAAACAGUGCACUUCCAACUCCGAACUUCAUGGGGGAGAAAAUACAAAUUUUGAGCGAAUUUGGAGUGUGGAGAACGGAAGACGCCGAAAUCGAGUUGAGGGCCACCGCAAACGCGAGCAGGAAUGAGGAACCCGACGGACAUCCACUUCCUCGAUCCUGCGUCAACAGCAGCCCAACAAUGCGUCUAUAUAUUCCAAUAAUAGUGAAAACACGCGUGCAAACAUCUCGACGCUGGCCGGGGGCCGGUAAAUUUAUACUCGAGCGCGUCGUGUUUGCUUUUCCACCAAAACGCAGCCUUCUUCAUGGAGGAGGUAGCAGCAGCCGCAGUUCUAGGUGUGAAUCGCGGCCGUGGAGCGGCCUUUGUUUACACGCCUGGCGGUGGCGGGGGCGGGGCGGGCGUGCAGAGGGCUUCGCCGGCGCCGUGAAGCAGGUGGCGCGCGUGCGUCGGCGGCCGGGCGUCGAAGCGGUGUCUCCUUGGGGAGCCUCGCCGCUGCCUGCUCGGGCGGGCGGGCGCGCUGGCUCGUGCCUGCGCCGCCUCGCCUCCCGCGCGCGGGCCGCAAGCGGUCCUUGCCCUCCGCCGUGGGUUCAUGCCGGGGCGCGGACGCCCGCCGCUUGCUCGCUCCGCCUGCUCGCUCGCUCGCCGCUCGCAGCGCCCGGCCGCGCCGCCCGACCGGCACGCGCGUGCGUGGCGCCGUGCGUGCGUGCCCGCACCGCACGCGGCCGCCUGCGUUUAAAAUCCUCCCGGGCGCGAGCGGGCGGGCGUCCAGGGCGCGGCCGAUGCGGGGGUCGCGCUCCCGACUCUCGCUAUUUCUGCUCCCGCGCUCUAGGAGUCCCCCCCGUAUGUGUGUGCCCCUCCCGAAGAAGACGCCUCCGCGAGCAGCCGUUGCACCCGCUGGGACCGCCAGCGCCUCACCGCGGCCGCCCCGACAAACCACUUCUACACCGAGUUCCUCCGCUCGCCGCCAGAAGCGCUAGUUCAGUUUACCCGCCGGCCGCGUGGAGCGCCACCGGACGGACGGAGCAGCGGCGUGGGAAGGCGCGACUUAUGAAGGAUGCUGUAAAACAUGGUGCCAAUGGAGUUGGAAAAGAAAGAAAUACAACUUUAGUUGAUGGGAGGAGCUUAUCUUCACAGUACACGAGUACAGCGGACUUUGCCCUUUGCCAUGGCUCCAGCGCUGGGCCGAGAGUCGUAGUCCAAGGUACCAAGGCUUCUUCUCUGGCGCAGGGCCCCUACACGGUGGACCUGCAGUCGGUGGACCGGUGCGAGGACCAGGGCCGCAACCUGCUCGUGUACACCACGCGCCUGCACAAGAAGUCGGAGAUGGAGUACGAGUACUCGGGGCCCUGGCGCUGGCCAUUCGACCUGGACGACGACAACUGGCACGUGCACCUGGAGGCCGAGCGCUGGGGCACGCGCGGCUGGGGCAAGAACGCGCUCUCCUUCGACUCCAAGAAGCCGUGCAGCGACGCGCUCUCUCUCGUCGGGGACAUGUUCCGCGGCAUCGCCGAGGCCGCGGGCUUCGCGCCCACCUGCCCCGUGCCCAAGGAACAUGUGGGAGAACAUGUAUGGGGAUCGUAUGGGGAACAUGUGGAAAACCUGUGA